This is a messenger RNA of Capsicum annuum, 2171 nucleotides long. RefSeq names its product plasmodesmata-located protein 6. Lineage: Eukaryota; Viridiplantae; Streptophyta; Magnoliopsida; Solanales; Solanaceae. Gene Ontology annotation, cellular component: plasmodesma. The coding region runs from base 892 to 1746 and encodes 284 amino acids. The record is from RefSeq and is a predicted model, not a curated record. The transcript has 3 exons.
ACUUUGUCCACGUCUAUGGUAGCCCCUCAAACACACAAUGCACAAAGACUUCCCCUUUAGUCCUCUUUUCAUACUCUAAUUAUAUUAAGUUAUAUAGUAUAUUAUUAGGGUGAAGAUUUUUUAACGCUAUAGGGUUACUUUUAUUUAUUACACAAAUAACGUAACUUUGUCUUAUUUCAAGAGUACUCUUUUCAAUAUCUGUCCAUUUAGAGGUGAUGCAAAAUAUAAACUUUAUGCAUAUAAUCUUUAAAAAUUCUUAAUAUUGAACUUAUUAUAAGGUUAUGUACUCAUAUCUAUUAUUUGCUAUAAUUUUUAUAAAUUUAUACUUUCAACUGAAAAUACGAGUACUCAGCAUCCGUCUUUGUUUAUGUUAAUUUUAUUGAUCUCAGUGUAAUAGGAAAAUUAUAGGAUCUAGACCAAGAUAUCUAUUCUGUCGUGUGAUACAUCGAUCCGGAGAACUUACUUUCAGCUUAAGUCAUUAAUUCGUUCUGCUCCUAUCUAAAGUAAUGUUAGGCUGUUUCACAGAAAAUAAAUAAAGAUCAACUAAUAAUUCCAUAUUAGAAAAGUAGAAGAAAAAAAAAAUCUAAAAUAACAUCUAAAAUCAAAUACUAAACAUACCCCCCACCAAUUUCUCUCUCUUCUUUUCAUGCUAUUAUAGUAGUCGUCCUAUAUAUAGCUCCAUGGUCCAUAUCCCAUACCCCUUUAACUCUAAUCACAUACUAUAAUACUUCUUGAGUUCACCAUUUUCUCACGUAAAUCUCCACACCAAGCAACACAACCCCCCCCCCCCCCCCCCCCCACCCCAAACACACCCCACACCACCAAAUUUCCAUACAAAAUACAUUGAAAGACUAGUUCCCCUUACUCCAAAGAACAAGAAGAACCAAAAAAAUGAAGCUUUAUAUAAAAAAACUUUCUCUUCAUGUUCUUCUUGUUUACAAUAUGAUAAUUAUAUUCUUGAUCUUCACACACCAAUCAAAUGCUUCUAUACAAUCUUUUGUAUAUGGUGGAUGUUCACAACAAAAAUAUAAUCCUAGCACAAUUUACGAAUCAAACGUUAACUCAGUACUCACUUCCCUAGUCAACUCAGCAGGUUACGCAAAUUACAACAGUUUCAAAAUUUCCAUGCCAGGUUCGGGCGCAAACGAUGUAGUCUACGGGCUUUUUCAAUGCCGUGGCGACUUAGGAAGUUCCGACUGUCGUAAAUGCGUCGCCGCGGCAGUGAGUCAGCUUGGUACGCUCUGCCCCGUCUCAUGUGGCGGCGCAUUGCAAUUAGACGGUUGUUUCGUAAAGUACGAUAAUGUGUCUUUUCUUGGAGUUGAAGACAAAGGAGUUGUCAUGCAUAAAUGUGGACCGUACGUUAUGGAUGAUUCGAGUAUGUUAACACGAAACGAUGGCGUUUUGACUUAUUUAUCGGGUAUGGGUCAGUAUUUUCGGGUUGCUGGGUCAGGGAAAAUACAAGGUGUAGCACAGUGUACCCAAGAUAUGAGUACGAGUGAGUGUGAUGAUUGUUUAUCGGAGGCGAUCAAACGGUUGAAAAGCGAGUGUGGGUCCUCACCUUGGGGAGAUAUGUUUUUGUCGAAAUGCUACGCGCGGUUCUCUGAGCGUGGAUUCACCUCUAAAAGCGGAGAUGAAGAUGUUGAAAAGACACUUGCAAUUACAAUUGGGCUCAUAGCUGGUGUGGCAGUCCUCAUUGUUUUCCUUUCUGUUCUAAGUAAGCUUUGUGAAAGGAAAGGUGGUAAAUAAAUGAGACAUGCACAUCUUGGUCCUUUGUGAAUAACUUUCUUCUCCAUAGCUUGUUACUUUGGUAAAUUGCUUUUUGUUGGUGCUCCUUAGCUAUUGUAAAUUAGUUUCCACUUUGUUUUCAAGUUUCUCUUCCUAGUUAUAUAUUCAAAACAAGACUCAAAAGUUAGCCAAAAAGGUGCUUGGAAGGAGGAAAAAGGAGCUUAUUAGCAAAGAUAAAAUCAAAAAGGAAGAUAUCUUCUUGUUGCAAUAAUAGUAGCUAGUGCAAUGUCCUCUAAUAUUUUUUUUGUAUAAGUGCUCACUUUCUACUAAAGAUGAGUGUGAAGUUGGUGACCUUUUUGUUGUGAAAUAUGCAAUUUGCUGCACUCUCCUUUUCAUGUAAGCAACAUUUUAUAUUCAAUUAUAGACGUUUUUGUAUAGUUCAUUAA